AUGACCAACGUCCUCUCUUCAAAGGUAGGCAUGGAGGCAGGCCAAGGCAUGGCUCAAGAGGGGAAAUGGGAGACCUUUGAGGAGGAUGGAGAGGCCUCGUUGCUCUCUGAUUUCCCCACUGCCACCGAUAAGUCUAACGACGUGGAGGGCAAGAUGGACGGAGCGGCGGACGACUUCGAGUUCCGGGUCUCGGCAGGAGGAGGCCUUCUUGAAGGUGAUGGGGCCGCGGUGGCGGCCAUGUGCUCUGCUGACGAAGUGUUCUUCAAAGGCCACAUCCUGCCGCUUCGGCCCUCCGUCGACAACGGCGGCUCCACCGGCAGUCGCGGGCCGAGCCGGUGCGGCUCACGGUCGGACUCGAUGGACCGGUGCUCGACGGCCAUCGCGAGCCUCGGCUUCGAUACGAGCCGGAGCAACAGCAGCAACAGCAGCAGCAGGAGCAGCAACUGCGUUAGCAGGAGCCAUUCGUCCAACAGUACUCACUCCAGUAACGCUUUUGAUCUUCCCCGCUCAUCGCUCUCCAACAACUUCUACACGCAUCCCAGCCCGAAGCCGCAGCUCCACCACGCGAGGAAGGCGAGCGCCAGCCGGAGGAGCACGACCUCGGCCCCGCCAGGGUGGGGGAUCUUCUGGCUGGGCCUCAUCAGGCCGCCUCAUAUCGAAUUGUACGACUUAAGGUCACGGAGAUCCAGUAACGGCACUGGUGGACGGAAGAGCGACGCCGAUGCCGUGCAUGAAAAGAAGUCUGUGAGGUCUAAUGAAGAUGGCAGUGCCAGUGCCAGAAGCAGUUCUUCCUCGAAGAGACUUGACGUAUGUGACGGUGAAGAUAAAGUAGAGAAGAAGGCGACGCGGCUCGUCGGACGUGGUUUCAGUUGCAAGUGCACGCUGGAUGCGGUGGAACCGAGAUCGAUGGCUGAGAAGAAGAAGCAGGAUGGGGCGAGUUUGAGAAGGGCGGACAGCAUGUGCAGGAGUAGGAUAUUUGAAUGGUUGGAGGAGCUGUCCAUUGCAAAGGCAACAGGGAGCCGAGACAGUGGUGGUGGUGUUCACUGAAUUGUCCAUCAUUUGGUAUUCUGUUUCUUUUCAAUUUAUGUUCAUCUCUUCUUCUUCUUCUUUUUCUUCUUCUUCUUUCUGUCUUUCUGUCUUUCUUUUAUGUUAUUGUCUUGGGGAGUUGCAAUGUAAUGAGUGAGUAUGCUCAACUUUGAAUAGCCUUUAUUGUUCUCUUGUAACUCUGACAUGUUCCUUGUGGGAAGAUGGUGUGGUGGGGGGUUGGAGUUCAUGAUAAGAGCAUGACACAUUUUAAGAGGGUCUGGUGGUGAUGG
Molecule: messenger RNA, 1316 nt
Organism: Musa acuminata AAA Group (dessert banana)
Lineage: Eukaryota; Viridiplantae; Streptophyta; Magnoliopsida; Zingiberales; Musaceae
Exons: 1
Coding region: 1-1047 (348 amino acids)
Source: RefSeq, a predicted model, not a curated record